UUAAAAGCCCCGAGCACCGGAGAAACUAAGCGACGCGCGGUUUGAAAGCGGGAGAACAGCGGCCGUCGGGGAAGGAACGAGGAUGAAAGGAAGGAGAACGCGGCAGAAACGCGAACGCUGAAGAUAAAAACGCGGCCCUUGGAGAAAGAAAGGAGCCGAGCUAGCUGGAAAAGCGACGUAGAGGGGGAAUGGAAGUAGUGACGCGUCAAAGCCGUGAAGAGUCCCGGAAGUGACAGGACAGACAGAGGGUGCAGCCGCGACCACCGAUGGCGGCCGCGAGCUUUCCGCCAAACUUCUCGAACGUCGGCAUAUUGGAGAACUGCGCCGGCAUGGAAGCGGCGAACGGUGCUAUCGAGCACGAUUUUCACAAUGCUCUGGUGCCUAUAAACGGUAGCCAUUCCGGCAGCUCCGGCAGGAGUACACCGAAUGGCGGCGACCCGGCACCAGGCAAACUCUUCGUCGGAGGCCUGUCGUGGCAGACUAGCAGUGAGAAGCUCAGAGAGUACUUUGGCAUGUUUGGCACCGUCACCGAUGUCUUGAUCAUGAAGGAUCCGGUCACACAGCGUAGUCGCGGCUUCGGUUUCAUCACGUUCGCCGAGCCCGGCAGCGUCGACAAGGUGCUUAAGUGUCCAAUCCACACAUUGGACGGCAAGAAGAUCGACCCGAAACACGCAACGCCGAAGAAUCGCGCGAAACAGGCGAAUCGCACGAAGAAGAUCUUCGUAGGCGGCGUGAGCCAGGACACGAGCAGCGACGAAGUGAAGGCCUACUUCAACCAGUUUGGCAAGGUCGAGGAGACGGUGAUGCUGAUGGACCAGCAGACGAAACGGCACCGCGGUUUCGGAUUCGUUACGUUCGAGAAUGAGGACGUGGUGGAUCGCGUGUGCGAGAUCCACUUUCACACGAUCAAGAACAAGAAGGUGGAGUGCAAGAAGGCUCAGCCAAAAGAGGCUGUGCAGCCGGGCGCUCUAGCCCUCGGGAAGAGGGUGGUCUACCAAGGAUACUCGCUCACCAAUGUGGACAUGUCCAGCUUCCAGGGCGUCGACUGGGGAUCUAUGUACGGGAUGGGCAUGUACGUCUAG
Habropoda laboriosa is the source of this 1082-nucleotide messenger RNA. RefSeq names its product RNA-binding protein Musashi homolog Rbp6-like (gene msi). Lineage: Eukaryota; Metazoa; Arthropoda; Insecta; Hymenoptera; Apidae. The coding region runs from base 267 to 1082 and encodes 271 amino acids. Gene Ontology annotation, cellular component: cytoplasm. The transcript has 5 exons. The record is from RefSeq and is a predicted model, not a curated record. Gene Ontology annotation, molecular function: RNA binding.